Molecule: messenger RNA, 2576 nt
Organism: Biomphalaria glabrata
Lineage: Eukaryota; Metazoa; Mollusca; Gastropoda; Planorbidae
Product: MATH and LRR domain-containing protein PFE0570w-like
Exons: 5
Coding region: 191-1894 (567 amino acids)
Source: RefSeq, a predicted model, not a curated record
CCCAGUCCUUGCUGCUUAUCAAUUUUGGUCUUGUGACGGGACAACACUGCUCACGAUAACUAAGAGCUCGUUUAUCCUGUGCUAGCGGUAUGUGAAAUAAAAAAAAAAGCUAUUACCGCCCUGUUGUUUUCUGUUUAAAGUUUGAUAUAACUCCUAAAAAGCCCCAACGUAUUACAAUUGACUUGACACCAUGCGGCCUUACCAGACUUGCUGUACAAUAUGUUUAGGUUUAAUUACUAUCAGCAUCUUCUUCAUUAUUGAAUGUUUGCAAACUAGAAUUCCUGGCCCUAAUGUAUGCAGAUCAAGAACAAGGUGUUGUCGUGGAUGGAGACUCUCCUCUAGUGGAAGAUGCAUUGUGCCUGUUUGUAUGAACUGUGAUGGUCAAGGCUGCGUAUGUGUCGCCCCAGGAAGGUGUGUCUGUUCGAGUGGACAUGGUAUCACUAAAAGAGAAGUCAACAAAGUUAAUCAGAAUAUUAAAGGUAACUGUAUAGACUUAAUGUCGCCUUGUUCUCACAAGUGUUUGGAUCUGCCCAAUAAAACAUACACCUGUUCUUGUAAUGCAGGUUAUAUUCUCAAUCAGGAUAAAAGAACAUGUGACAAAGCAAAUUCAGAAAUUAAAAGUGAAAGUUUUUUUCAGAUUUUUCCUGAACUUCAAUUAAACAGCCAAGAAAAAGAAGAAAUCAAUAAAUUAAUAAAAGAUGAACAUUUUCUCAAAAAAGUUUUUUCUGACAUAAUAUUUCUCCUCUGGAGUGAGGAAUACGAAGAUCCUAAGAGAGAAAUACAACUUUUGGAUUAUGUUCAUGAAAUAAUAAACUGGAUACUCAUGGGAAAUACGGAUAUUUCUAAAUAUAGAAAAAUAUUUAACAUAAACAAAAAUCCUGGAACAAUCUUGGAAGAUAUAGAAUCAAAAAGUAAAGGCGUACCCCAGAGUCUUGUUAAAGUAAGAAUGAUUAUAAUUUUAUCUCUUUUCAAAAAUAGUAAUGUUGAAGAGGACAAAAUGGUACCGGUAAGUGAUAAAAAUAUGAAGGAGAAUGAUAACAGAACAAAUAACAGAAGAAUGAAUUUGAACAACAGACAAUUAAAUGACAAAGAUUUAAACAAUAGAAAGUUGAAUGAAAAGGAUAGAAACAAUAGAAAGAAGAAUGAUCUGAGCAAUAAAAACAUGAGUAAACUUGAUGUGAACAACAAAGAGACUUAUAACAGUCAGAUGUUUAAGAAAGAAAAUGCAAUUAAAGACAAAAACCUAGCUAACAAUAAGAUAUACACUACAGAGAUGUAUGAUAAAAUAUUGAAGGAGCAAGUUGUACUUAAUAGAGUGACGACCAAUAAAAAUAAUUCUGGCAUAAGAAUGAAUGGCAGAGAAUUGGUGGACACCAAAUUUGUCAACAAACCAAUGUAUAAUAAAAUGAUGCUAGAAAAAUCCAUAAUUGACAAAGAGAAAUUUGACAUGGAGAAAAAGAUAUUUGAGAAAGAGAUGUUUGAGAAGAAGAUUUCUGAGAAAGAGAAGAUGUUUCAGAAAGAGAUGCUUGAGAAGAAGAUAAAAGAGCAACAAAUACAAGAGCAAAAGAUUAAUGGCAAAAAUGUUAUAAACCAAAUCGUAAAACAAGAUCAUGAUCUGGAAAGGGAAAACCCUUAUAAACUUAUUGCGUCAAAAAAUAUUGAGGUAGGAACCAAAUAUAUUUCUUCUGCUUAUUUUCCAACAACAGAGAAACAUUUCAAUAAUCCGAUCCAAAAGUUGACCAAUCGGAAAAAAACAAUGAAUCCUCUCUACCAAAUGAGAGCACCAAUGAAAAAUGUAAGACCAAAUAUAUUUCCAAGUCAACAAACAAUGAAAAAAAAAAAUCCUAAUGGAAAACGCCAGCAAUCAACUGACUUAAAAAGCAUGGGAUUAUAGGGGAGUGGUGUUAGAUGAGUAAAUGAGCAUGGGGAUAUAGGUCAUUGGUGGUAGAUAUCCAUAAAGGCAUGGGGAUAUAGGUCAUUGGUGGUAAAUAAAUAAAAAAGCAUGGGGAUAUAGGUCAUUGGUGGUAGACAAAUAAAAAAAGCAUGGGGAUAUAGGUCAUUGAUGGUAGAUAUCCAUAAAGGCAUGGGGAUUUAAUGGGGAUAUAGGUCAUUGGUAGUAGAUAAAUAAAAAAGCAUGGGGAUAUAGGUCAUUGGUAGUAGAUAAAUAAAAAAGCAUGGGGAUAUAGGUCAUUGGUGGUAGACAAAUAAAAAAGCAUGGGGAUAUAGGUCAUUGGUGGUAGAUAUCCAUAAAGGCAUAGGGAUAUAGGUCAUUGGUGGUAGGCAAAUAAAAAAGCAUGGGGAUAUAGGUCAUUGGUGGUAGAUAUGCAUAAAGGCAUGGGGAUAUAGGUCAUUGGUGGUAAAUAACUAAAAAAGCAUGGGGAUAUAGGUCAUUGGUGGUAGACAAAUAAAAAAAGCAUGGGGAUAUAGGUCAUUGAUGGUAGAUAUCCAUUAAGGCAUAGGGAUAUAGGUCAUUGGUAGUAGAUAACCAAAAAAGCAUGGGGAUAUAGGUCAUUGGUGGUAGACAAAUAAAAAAGGAUGGGGAUAUAGGUCAUUGGUGGUGGGCAAAUAAAAAAGCA